Aureobasidium subglaciale EXF-2481 is the source of this 1350-nucleotide messenger RNA. RefSeq lists its product as uncharacterized. Lineage: Eukaryota; Fungi; Ascomycota; Dothideomycetes; Dothideales; Saccotheciaceae. The record is from RefSeq and is a predicted model, not a curated record. Bases 21 to 857 code for a protein of 278 amino acids. Gene Ontology annotation, cellular component: proteasome core complex, alpha-subunit complex; proteasome core complex. The transcript has 4 exons. Gene Ontology annotation, biological process: ubiquitin-dependent protein catabolic process.
ACAUCGCCUCUGCUCACACCAUGGCGGACCGCUACUCGUUCUCGCUCACCACCUUCUCCCCCAGUGGAAAGCUGGUCCAGAUUGAAUAUGCCCUGAACGCCGUCAACCAAGGUGUUACCGCCCUAGGCAUCAAAGCCACCAACGGCAUCGUCCUCGCAACCGAAAAGAAGUCCUCCUCGCCUCUCAUCGAUGCCGCUUCUGGAAGCAAGAUCUCGCUCAUCACCCCCAACAUUGGUACCGUCUACGCAGGCAUGGGCCCCGACUACCGCAUCCUCGUCGACAAGGCUCGCAAGGUCUCACACACAAACUACAAGCGCGUCUACAACGAAUACCCUCCCACUCGCAUUCUCGUCCAGGAUGUUGCCCGUGUCAUGCAAGAGGCUACCCAGUCAGGUGGCGUGCGGCCGUAUGGUGUCAGUUUGUUGGUUGCUGGAUGGGAUGACGGUGUUGAGCCUGAGACUGAGGCUGCCGAUGCUGCUGACGAUGCCGAAAAGAAGGCGAUCAAGGGCAAGACUGGUGGUAUCCUCAAGGGCGGUCCUUCAUUGUACCAGGUCGACCCUAGCGGUUCUUACUUCCCCUGGAAGGCUACUGCCAUCGGAAAGAGCGCCACUUCGGCAAAGACUUUCUUGGAGAAGCGCUACACAGAUGGUCUCGAGCUUGAAGACGCCAUUCACAUUGCUCUGCUCACACUCAAGGAGACUAUUGAGGGUGAGAUGAACGGUGACACCAUCGAGAUUGGUAUUGUCGGUGCUCCUGCCGACCACCUUCUCGGUGUUGAGGGUGUCGAGGGUGCUCAAGGUCCUCGUUUCAGAAAGCUCAGCUCUCAAGAGAUUGAGGAUUACCUGACGAGUCUGUAAUCUCGAAGCAUCAAAGGGCAUGGCGUUUUAGCAAAUCUUUCAUACAUGACGAGGCACGGCUCUGUAUACUAACUGUUGGCUGCGGAUAUGUCGGCCAAAAUGACAUUCACUUUCUUGUCAACCGUCUUCCUCAAGUGAUGUAUCGUUGUGUUGACCACCGACUUCUGACAUUCCAGACUCGGUCUCAUCAUGAUGGAGUGUGCCUGUUCUGCGUUUAGUCAUGUCGCCACUCCAGGAGUUGAUUGUGGACAUGGCCGAGUGUAUCUUCUCGUGAGACUAUUAUUGAAACUUGACCAUACACGAGUAUCCCCUUCUAGUGCAUCGUUAGUAACUUGGAAUUGGCUGUUCUCAAGCCAUGCACUUUAAGACAUUCUCAUCAAGGCUGACACUACAUAAAGCCUGCGUGCCAAAGUUAUGUCAAGACGUGAGUUGAAGAGGCCAUCAAGACAUCAAAGGGAAACCACAGCUUAAGAUAGGUAUGUCGAUAGUGUCA